This is a messenger RNA of Epinephelus fuscoguttatus (brown-marbled grouper), 2986 nucleotides long. RefSeq names its product tetraspanin-5. Gene Ontology annotation, biological process: regulation of vascular endothelial growth factor signaling pathway; protein localization to plasma membrane; protein maturation. The record is from RefSeq and is a predicted model, not a curated record. Lineage: Eukaryota; Metazoa; Chordata; Actinopteri; Perciformes; Serranidae. The coding region runs from base 361 to 1179 and encodes 272 amino acids. The transcript has 10 exons. Gene Ontology annotation, cellular component: membrane.
UCACCGGUGCCUAUCAAAUAACAGCCAUGUCUAGAUUAUGGGUCAGAUAGAAGACCAUCGGUUUUAAUCUGGUUGACUUCAAUGGAUUUAUUUCUCCGUUAUACCUUUGGAGAUCCGUACCGGGAAUAAAGUGCGGUGUUUGCGGACACAGCGACAGAUCUGCGGCUCCAUCUGCGCCUUUUGUCCGCGGAUAUCCAGGAGGAUGUUUAUUAUCAGGCGCUGAAACAAUUGACGGCGCGUUUGUCGAGCCUUAACAAAUAAAAAAAGGUGUUUCCACAACCAGGCUGUCAAACAUAAGAGGACCAUAGAUGUGAUCAUUUCCCUCUGCGGGCGGCGUUGAACACAAACAUCCAUCCCAAGAUGAUGUCGGGAAAGCAUUUCAAGGCUCAUGAAGUGAGCUGCUGCAUCAAGUAUUUCAUCUUCGGAUUCAACAUCAUAUUCUGGUUCCUCGGAGUGGCCUUCCUCGGCAUUGGGUUGUGGGCAUGGAGCGAAAAGGGUGUCCUCUCCAACAUCUCGUCCAUCACAGACCUGGGGGGCUUUGACCCCGUCUGGCUCUUCUUGGUGGUGGGCGGUGUGAUGUUCAUCCUCGGAUUUGCUGGGUGCAUCGGAGCGCUGCGGGAAAACUCUUUCUUGCUGAAAUUUUUCUCCGUGUUCCUGGGUAUCAUCUUCUUCCUGGAGCUGACUGCAGGAGUCCUGGCCUUUGUCUUCAAAGACUGGAUCAAGGACCAGCUCAAUUUUUUCAUUAACAACAACAUUCGGGCCUACAGAGACGACAUUGAUCUGCAGAACCUGAUAGACUUCACCCAGGAAUAUUGGGAGUGUUGUGGAGCUUUCGGAGCGGAUGACUGGAAUUUAAACAUCUACUUCAACUGCACUGAUUCCAACCCAAGUCGUGAGAAAUGUGGAGUGCCCUUUUCCUGCUGCACCAAAGAUCCAGCGGAGGACGUCAUCAACACUCAGUGUGGCUACGACAUCCGAGCCAAAACGGACUCUGAGCAGCGGACAUUCAUCUUUAUCAAAGGAUGCGUUCCUCAGUUUGAGAAGUGGCUUCAAGACAACCUGACGGUGGUGGCAGGCAUCUUUAUUGGGAUUGCAUUACUACAGAUUUUUGGCAUCUGUUUAGCGCAGAAUCUCGUGAGCGACAUUGAAGCUGUGAGAGAGAGUUGCUUGUUUACCUAAGACCUCCGCAGAAUCUCCAAAGGCAAGAAGGAUGUACCAGGACUCUGCAGUUUGGACGCCAGCAAUGAAGGGAAAUAAAUUAAUCCGCUAAUGUGUCCUGAACGAAGAGUCUCAUUCACAUGUAAAUAGUAAAUGUAGAGUUAUUUUUAGAGUUAUUUGUGGCCCUGUUUUUUGAAUGAAGCACAACCUCUAAGAUGUAUUGUAGCUCCCAUACAGUACAAAUGAAACAAAUGCUUUACAGUACAAGCAUCUGUGAUGGUGAAGUCCCAGUUCAGAGUGUUUGUAAGCCUGUGAAUGAGGCGCUAAGGGGAUUAUAACUUGUAGAAUAGCUGGCAGAUUUGAUUAUCAGAGGUAGUGCUUCGUUCAGGAAAGGGCCUUGGUUUUAUAUGUCUCACAGCUGCAGUUUUUAACACUGCAUGUAAGGGGUUGUGUACAAAGAGCAAAGUGAUUCUGGAAAUGCACUGCAUGCCUAUUGUCUACUGGUAGGACAUUGGCUCUCCUAAAUGUAUUUCAUUAAUGUUAAGUAUUUUAAAACAAAAAAUAUUUGUAAAAUAGUCCUUAGUUAAGAGUGAAUCGGCUGGUUAGCACUUUGUUGAAUGUUUAACUGAAUCUACUUAAAGCGAAGGAGAAUUAACUUUAGAUUUAUUUCUAUCUGUGCUCAUAUUAUACAGACACAUGCAGUUUGUGAGCAGAGUUUCGUGGGGCUGAGGUGGAUAUAGUAACAUGUAAUGUCAUGAGGGGAUACAGUUGAUGUUGUGGGCUUUGCAGAGUCACAGUUUGUUAAGAGUUUUUGCAGUGACAUUUAAAAGAAAGCAGGAGAUGUGGCAUCCAAAUCAAAACUCAGCCUUAAGCACUUUAAUCUUCACACACGAGCGAUGAGGCUCGUUGCAGUUUCUGUCAUAAUGGACUGUUAUUUUACUCACGCAGCAGCCACUGGAGGGGGCACUUUUUCUUAAAAACUGCAUUUGUACCCUGAUGGUGCUCCAUAAUGUCAGAUUUUUAUUUUCCCAAAGCUGUUUGACAGGUUUUUCAGCACGUUACGAGUGUCGUGCCGUUCCUUGCACAUUACCUUACUGUCAGUGUUCAUUCAGUCAGUUUUCCUCUGUUUUUUAAUUGUUGUGUUUCUUUGAUGGAAUUAAUUGAACCUUUGUUUGUUGUGUUGUUUUUUUUCUGUUUUGAUCUGUAAGUUUUCACUGGAAAAUUAGGAUACAAGCUAUUUCGAAGGCUUCAUCAUGAAUGGCAUACUGGUACCGCUCGGUUGGUGGCACAUAACUGAACAUUGAAAUAAUUUAUAGCCUGCACACACACAUUACUUGAAGGUCUCUCACCAGCAUUAUUUUAAAUGCAAACUUGAGAGCUGACAUACAGCUUCUGUGUUUUUCCUUCCUAGACAUGAAGCGGAAGCAUAUCAUUUACAUCAACCUUUAAUAGAACUGUGCAGCAUGAAAAGUAACAGCAGCCAUGUAGAGGUGGUGUUAACCUGCAGUAUAUUUCACAGAGCGUUUUCUUUGCAGUCAGUUCUCCUGCAGCCUUGAUGAACUCAACAUCCUUACACAAGAGAUAUUUUUUAAGAAAUGCAUUCCUGCAUUUUGAGCUCUUAAACGUCUGCAGUGAGGUCAGAUAUCCUGUUUUUUCCACUAAAAGCUUCAUAUGAUUGUUGUUGACUGAUCACACUUUUUCUUACUACUCAGUGCCAUACUUGUGAUUUCUACUUACUUCUGAUUAUAACUUUGGUUUCAUGUGUACUCCUGAUUCUUGUAAAUAACUGGAUGGUGACAAGUUGUAAAUAUAUAUCUGAAUAAAUGUU